UUGCCCUCUCCCUUUUUUAUCUCUUACACUCAUUGAUCACUUCCAAAAAAUUAUUGUUUCUUAAUCUGUGAUCGGUUUAGUGAAAAUGAAGACGACCGGUUCGAAUGUGGGAGGAAGGAAGAGGAAGAUGUGGAGCCGUGGAGUGGGAGGAGUGGUUAGAGAGCAAAAGGCUAAGCUUUACAUCAUAAGGAGGUGUGUUGUCAUGCUUCUUUGUUGGCAUGACUAA
This is a messenger RNA of Eutrema salsugineum, 226 nucleotides long. RefSeq lists its product as uncharacterized. The transcript has a single exon. Bases 86 to 226 code for a protein of 46 amino acids. NCBI's taxonomy places the organism in Eukaryota, Viridiplantae, Streptophyta, Magnoliopsida, Brassicales, Brassicaceae. Gene Ontology annotation, biological process: negative regulation of cell population proliferation. The record is from RefSeq and is a predicted model, not a curated record.